Puma concolor (puma) is the source of this 2025-nucleotide messenger RNA. RefSeq names its product DEAD-box helicase 18 (gene DDX18). Gene Ontology annotation, molecular function: nucleic acid binding; RNA helicase activity; ATP binding. NCBI's taxonomy places the organism in Eukaryota, Metazoa, Chordata, Mammalia, Carnivora, Felidae. The record is from RefSeq and is a predicted model, not a curated record.
AUGUCGCAUCUACCCAUGAAACUCCUGCGCAAGAAGAUCGAUAAACGGAACCUCAAAUUGCGCCAGCGAAACUUAAAGCUCCAGGGGGCCUCAGAUGUGAGCCUCUCAGAAACGCAGAAUGGAGCCUAUCAGAAACUGUCUGAGGAAACAGUGGGAAGUGGGAAGGUUAAAAAAUCUCUAAAACGGUCUGUGAAUGUGGACUUGUCAGAAGCCCGGAAUGGAGAGAUGGCUAAAGAAACAGUGGAAAACGUGCAAGUUAAAAAAAAAAAAAAAAAGAAAUCUACCGUAAUAAUCAAUGGAGAAGCAGCCACACAGCCUCCCAACUCAGAAUCAAAAAAGAAAAAGAAGAAGAAAAAGAGGAAAAUAGUGGGUGAUGCUGGGCCUGAUACCAAAAAAGCAAAAACCGAAGACAAGGGGGAGUCUGAGGAAGAUGUACAAGCGCCUGAAGAGACAGAAAACCAUGUGGAGAAGCCGGAUGAUCAGGAAGAAGACGCUGAGGUGCCCAGCCUACCCCUGGGACUGACAGGAGCUUUUGAGGACACUUCAUUUGCUUCUCUUACUGAUCUUGUCAGUGAGAACACUCUGAGGGCAAUAAAAGAAAUGGGUUUUACAAACAUGACUGAAAUUCAGCAUAAAAGUAUCCGACCACUUCUGGAAGGCAGGGAUCUUCUAGCAGCUGCAAAAACAGGCAGUGGUAAAACUCUGGCAUUUCUCAUUCCUGCAGUUGAACUCAUUGUUAAGUUAAAGUUCAUGCCUAGGAAUGGAACAGGCGUUCUUAUUCUCUCACCUACUAGGGAACUAGCCAUGCAGACUUUUGGCGUUCUCAAGGAGCUGAUGACACACCACGUUCACACAUACGGAUUGAUAAUGGGUGGCAGCAACAGAUCCGCUGAAGCACAGAAACUUGGUAAUGGGAUCAACAUCAUUGUGGCCACACCAGGCCGUCUCCUGGACCAUAUGCAGAACACCCCGGGGUUUAUGUAUAAAAAUCUCCAGUGUCUGGUUAUUGAUGAGGCUGAUCGUAUCUUGGAUGUUGGGUUUGAAGAGGAAUUAAAACAAAUUAUUAAACUUCUGCCAACUCGCAGGCAGACCAUGCUCUUUUCCGCCACACAAACUCGAAAAGUUGAAGACUUGGCAAGGAUUUCUCUGAAAAAGGAGCCAUUGUACGUUGGUGUUGAUGAUGAUAAAGCUAAUGCAACAGUGGAUGGUCUUGAGCAGGGAUAUGUUGUUUGUCCCUCCGAAAAGAGAUUCCUCCUCCUGUUUACAUUCCUUAAGAAGAACCGGAAGAAGAAACUGAUGGUCUUCUUUUCAUCCUGUAUGUCCGUGAAAUACCACUACGAGUUGCUGAACUACAUUGAUUUGCCUGUCUUGGCCAUUCACGGAAGGCAGAAGCAGAAUAAGCGUACAACCACGUUCUUCCAGUUCUGCAAUGCAGAUUCAGGGAUACUGUUGUGUACAGAUGUGGCGGCUAGAGGGCUGGAUAUCCCUGAAGUCGACUGGAUUGUGCAGUAUGACCCUCCAGAUGACCCCAAGGAAUAUAUUCAUCGUGUGGGAAGAACAGCCAGAGGCCUGAACGGAAGAGGGCAGGCCUUGCUCAUUUUGCGCCCUGAAGAAUUGGGUUUCCUUCGUUACUUGAGGCAAUCCAAGGUUCCAUUAAGUGAAUUUGAGUUUUCCUGGUCCAAAAUUUCUGACAUUCAGUCUCAGCUUGAAAAAUUGAUUGAAAAGAACUACUUCCUUCAUAAGUCAGCCCAGGAAGCAUAUAAGUCCUACAUUCGAGCAUAUGAUUCUCACUCUCUCAAACAGAUCUUUAACGUUAAUAACUUAAAUUUGCCUCAGGUUGCUCUGUCCUUUGGUUUCAAGGUGCCUCCUUUCGUUGAUCUGAACGUGAACAGCAAUGACGGCAAGCUUAAGAAGAGAGGAGGAGGCGGCGGAUUCGGCUACCAGAAAGCCAGGAAGGUCGAGAAGUCCAGAAUCUUCAAACACAUCAGCAGGAAGUCAUCUGACAGCAGGCAGUUCUCCCACUGA